CAACAACAGUUCGGUAAAUGUUGCUCUAUGGGGUGGGCAAGCUAGCUUAUUCCCUGGAGAACAGAUCUACAACGAUGGCCAGUCCUCUCCACAGAUCCUGAUGUUUGUUGGCAUGCUUGUCAAGAAAUACGCGGAUGGACUGUGCUUGUCUGGCGGCUCACCCUGUAAGUGGUACAUUAAUCCUGAUGUUCCUGAAGCAUGUGCCCUCAUGGCUAGGUAAUAUUCUGCUAUGCUUGCUGCACGUAUAUGACUGUUGUUUGUCUUCGCUGUGUUCUAACUUGAGCUUGAUUCAUUGUAUGUACAAACCAGUGCGAGGAAAGCGCAUAGUCCCAUUAAGUGGAACGAGGUUCUAUCUUCGAAUCAGCCUAUGCCCCAUGUUCCCGAGGAACAAAAAAUCGCUUGUAUUAGAGAUCUGCACCCAUUUGAGAAUAAGGAUAGGGAAUUCUUGGUGACAGUCACUGUAAAAAAGAUUGGUGAUAGGUGGUGGUACAAUGCAUGCAAAAAAUGCACCCGCACUGCUGUGGCUCAUGGGGAUUCCUACAAGUGCAGCGAUCAAGUUUGCGCUACCAUUGGCACGCCCAACCAAAGGUACAAACUACUUCUCACUGCAGGGGAUGAGACGGGUGACACAGACUUCAUCCUCUUUGGUCGAAUGGCGCAACGCAUCAUCAAGAGGCCGUGCGAUAUGCUCAUAGCCAACAAUUCAACCGGCUUUAUUCCUAAUCCAAUCACAGAUCUGCUCGAGAAGACGUAUGUAUGGAAUGUGAGUUUCUCUGACCACACAAUCAAUACUGGAAAUAUUUGUUUCCAGGUCAACGCAGUCGUGGCAGAGAUAGGUACUGCAAAGGACUCCAUCCAAUCAUCUUCAUCGGGGCCAAAACAAUCACAAACUGUGCUAUUGCAAGGUGUACCCAGUGGCAUUGAAGACACUCCUGACAAAGCCUCGAACUUGGUCAUGCUUUCGACCCCGCUCACACCACAAAGUUCUCCAACCAGUGUGCAAGAUAAGACUAUUGGUAUUGGCAGCAGCACUGCGGUUCCAAGUGGUACUCCCGCCAUAACAAAGGAACUGACAUCCACGCCUAGGAAGAGGACAAGGUCUUCGCCUGCAAAGACAGUUACAAAGAGGUUGUUCACCGACAUAGAUGGAGGAACCACUGGCUUUAAGGAUGCCGCAGAUAACACUGCUGCUCCUAGGUACCUUUUCCCUCGUACCUAUAGGUUCUCCAUGAACGCCUAG
Messenger RNA from Zea mays, 1240 nucleotides. RefSeq lists its product as uncharacterized. NCBI's taxonomy places the organism in Eukaryota, Viridiplantae, Streptophyta, Magnoliopsida, Poales, Poaceae. The coding region runs from base 368 to 1240 and encodes 290 amino acids. The transcript is spliced from 6 exons. The record is from RefSeq and is a predicted model, not a curated record.